AUGACCCACUCGGACCAGGUCGAUUCUGACAAAUUGACACUCCAGCACCGGAUAGCCAUGCUAGAAGCUCGGCUUGGCGAAUCGAGUUCAUCACAGCCAUCAAACCAAGCGGGCACCAAUCUGGAGGGUCUUUUGGUUAUGCUCGAGUCUCUCUCGCAUGGGAAACCCCCUGCCCCCACCGACCUAUCCGAGAAGACGACUAUUGCUCCACUCUAUAAACCCGGAAGGCCGGUCUUUCUCAUGCUCAUCCCUGAUCGGACUUCCAGUCAGCAGAUCGUGAACUUCGCUCUAACGAAUUUGAGCUGGAUUCACUGUGCGAUCAGGACAAAAGUAUUCCAACACGAACAUGAGGCUUUCUGGCAAUCCAUCGAAAAGGGCAAUGAUACUGCCUCCGCAAAUGAUCAUGGCUGGCUAUCCGUUUACUUUAGUCUCUUGACUGUGGGGUUGCUAUACAUGGACCCGGAAGAGCGACCAAUCCUACACCGUCUCAAUGGUUUCGAGGAAAAUGCCGGCCAGUCAGACAUGGAAAGUGAGCGGGGCUGGCAUAUCGCUCGGAUGUGGUACGAAGCCGCAAUCAAAGAGCUUGAGGCUUCGAAUCCAUUGACCAAGGCAGACUUGAAGACAGUCCAAACAGUAGCAAUAUUGACUUUGGCUCACAGUCAUUUUGGUCAAAUGGAACAAGAGUAUCUGCUCUUAGGUUUGGCAACGAAUACUGCCAGAGCUCUGGACAUGCACCUGCUGGCCUCCGAGGACCACUUUUCACAGAGAUUGGCAUCGCAGCCAAAUUGGGCUACUCUAGAGAAUCGUCAGUUGGGGCGUCGCUUGUGGUGGACCCUGGUAAUUUGCGACUGGCUAGGGAUGUUUACGCGACCAUCGUCUAUUUCACCCUCAAGCUUCAACACGGCAUUGUCACCGCAGCCAUGUGACAAUGAUGACCUCCUUAUGGAAAAUGUAAUGCUUGAAACCACAGAUAUACCGGCACUUCGGUAUCAUCUCGCCAUGUCAAAACUCGCCAGUGUCAUUUACAUCAAUGUAAAGGCUCCACGUGAUCUUAACACAGAUAAAUUCACCGUGGUCCUUAAGCACGUAGAGACAAUCGAAAAAUCAAUGGCCCGCCGAACGAUCACCCUAUCAACCAACACUCCCAGCUGGGUUGCAGCGCAGGAGCACCUCAUUGGACACACGAUUCAAUUGCUCUCGGUGACCAUAGCGCGAGCUUCCUUGGUUCUUUGGCUCUUGGGCCGUCCAAAUACGGAGCCAAUUAUCGAACGCGGAUUGAAGAGUGCGCUGAAAAUUCUACACAUGCGCCAACAGCCGGUCCCACGCUUGUAUCAGUGUCAUUGGAUUAUUUCAGCCGCUACAUUAGCUGCGGGAGUCUAUCUAGCCGUCCAUCUGAUUUGUUUCAAAGAGGCAACAGUUUCAACACAAGUCACCGAGCGUCGAAGGUUGAUCCGUUACUGCAUCAGUGCUAUUCAGUACCCCAACGCAAGCACGCCAUUGGCAAUUCAAGGGUCACAGAUGCUCGAAAUCCUUUUGCAAAUAGAACUGCAUAGCCCCAGCGUUGCCUCGACCGACAGGUCCACUGUGAUCAAUCUGUUGAAGAUGGCUUUCCAGAAUGAAGGGCCUUCAAUUGAUCCCAUUAAUGAAUAUGGCACCAUGAUGCCUACUGCUCUUGACUCUUCCGCAGAUGAGCUUGGCCUUCUUUGGCCAACUAUGAUGGGUGAUUUCAGCUUGGAUGAGCUGCUUCCGAAUAUGGAUUGGGGGAAUAUGGAUGGUCAGUGGGCAGGGAUGAAUUUUGAUUAA
Molecule: messenger RNA, 1803 nt
Organism: Penicillium longicatenatum
Lineage: Eukaryota; Fungi; Ascomycota; Eurotiomycetes; Eurotiales; Aspergillaceae
Product: fungal specific transcription factor domain-containing protein
Exons: 5
Coding region: 1-1803 (600 amino acids)
Biological process (GO): DNA-templated transcription
Molecular function (GO): zinc ion binding; DNA binding
Source: RefSeq, a predicted model, not a curated record